CCAAGCUUCUUCUGUUCUAGGCCCUAAUCCUGGCCAGCGUCGACGACUCCACACGCAACGAAUUCCGUCAUCAUUGCCCUUAUAAAUCUCUAGGCAUGGGGCACUCUUCGGCCUUUAUCGCUCCGCUCCGCCGCUUGCUCACUCAGCUCAUUCAUAAGAGCCUGGCUCAAGGACCAAGUCAGCAACCUCUUGACGCUCCAAGACUUUCUCCUGUACGACCCAGUCAUGCAUAAUAAUACCCAGACUUCGCCUGUUGCGAGCAUUUCCGCGACACCAGCUGCCAGGGCGCCAGCUCCAGCUCCACCCCCUGCUCCACCGCCACAAAAGAGGAAGCGCUCCGCUGAAGGGCCUGUGACCCCUCCGCUGUCCGCGACCGAUGCUGGCUCGUCGCACAUUCUCACCACCGCCGUGAACGUGCUCUCCAUCGAGGCGACUGCGCUCUCGCAUGUCUCGCGUCUCUAUCAGACCGACCCCGCCGCGCGCGAUGGCCUCGUACAGGCCGUCGAGUCGGUCGUCCGCGCACAUCAGAGCAGGGGCAAGAUCAUCGUAUGUGGCAUUGGCAAGAGCGGACUUGUCGGUAUGAAGACGACAGCCACGAUGAAGAGCUUGGGCAUUCGCUGCGCCUUCAUGCACGCCGCCGAAGCUAUUCAUGGCGACCUGGGUGAUAUACAGCCUGACGAUGUUGUGCUCUUCAUAACCUUCUCCGGGCGUACCCCCGAGCUAUUAGCCAUUCUACCCCACCUCCCUGCAGCGACGACCGUAAUUGCGCUCACAGGACAUACAAAGGCUGGUGCCUGCCCGCUGCUGCAUGACCGCAGCAAUGCCAUUGUCCUCCCUGCGCCUAUACACGAGCGUGAGGAAGACUCAUUUGGCGUGGCCGCGCCGACAACAUCGACAACUGUGGCCAUGGCCGUCGGUGAUAUGCUAGCUCUUGCGGCAGCCGAUGCGCUCCACCAGGGCGCUACACGCGACGUAUUCCUGCGGAACCAUCCGGGGGGCGCUAUCGGGAAAAAGGCGAAAUUUGAACAGCGCGAGGAUAUUCAGGACGUUGGAGUGAUUGCGCAAUGAGUCUACGUUUCAAUGGCAGGUGGCAGCCGUGCGAGUCACUCAAACAUUGUACGGGAGAGAAUGGUCUGUCGCAAAACGCGAUCUUCAUGUCUCGUAUCUUUGAGCGAAGACGAGUAGACCGGUUGGGGGUCAUGACCGUGCGAUUGAAGCAAGGCAGCGCUAAAAUGAGCAGCUAUUGUUCCUUGCCGUUGACGUACCCAGAUGUGCGUUCCUUGUCUGUUGGUCGCGCAUUAAUUCAGUGCAUGGAUAGACGGGUAUUCCUCCGUGCGGCGCAGUCCCUUUCCAGGAUCCCACGCGAUUCUCUCCAUCGCGGUGGGUUCACUUGCGUGUUUCAACCGGUUGACGCCGAUACCUCGGCGCUGUUGAACGAUUGCGUUUUGACAACUAAGACGGCUGGCUCCAAUCAAUAGGACGCUUGAGA
Pseudovirgaria hyperparasitica is the source of this 1489-nucleotide messenger RNA. RefSeq names its product SIS domain-containing protein. NCBI's taxonomy places the organism in Eukaryota, Fungi, Ascomycota, Dothideomycetes, Acrospermales, Acrospermaceae. The coding region runs from base 226 to 1068 and encodes 280 amino acids. Gene Ontology annotation, biological process: carbohydrate derivative metabolic process. The record is from RefSeq and is a predicted model, not a curated record. The transcript is spliced from 2 exons. Gene Ontology annotation, molecular function: carbohydrate derivative binding.